This is a messenger RNA of Peniophora sp. CBMAI 1063, 705 nucleotides long. The record is from the annotation of a GenBank genome assembly. Lineage: Eukaryota; Fungi; Basidiomycota; Agaricomycetes; Russulales; Peniophoraceae.
AUGGGAACUUGGCAGUUUGUGUCCAUCGCGUUGGUGACGCGUAGUAAAGGACAUCGGUACAGCGAGCAAGACGACUUGGAGUCCGUGCUAUGGGUUGUCGCCUAUUGCUUAGCCCGGUACACAAACCUAUACAGUGGCUCUAAUAAAGCACUUGUCGAGUACCUGUACACCUGCUUCGACGCAGCGCACACUGCUAGUCGGCAACACGAAGGCCUCCCGGAGGCGCAUACGGGUGGAGAUGCGAAGAGGAGGGCGCUGCAAAAUAUGUCGAAGUUGCCCAAUAUGUCGAACGGCGGAUCAUCCUUCUUGUCGGAUGGAACCCAUCCUGCCAUACGCUACCUCCUCAUUCAGCUGGCACGCUCGCUCUGCCUCUUUCUGCAACGACGUUCAGCAGAGGCUGUCUUGCUCCCUUUCGGCGAUAACUCUCCCGAGGAGGACGACCCUACAUUCGACGAUUACUUCAACGCUGACGUUGUGCUGGACGUGGUCAAGAAGAUGGAGAAGAGAUCAUUCCCUUUCACGCAUCAAAACAUUGCCAAGACUCUCGAGACCGCUCGCGAGAAGUUUGUAAGCACUGACCUAUCCUCGUCGAGCUCUGAGGUCUACGGCUCCAAAAUGCUACCUGAUCGCGUGAAAGCGCAUCACGCCGAUGAGCGCCGGCGGGAGGAAGCAAAGAGCGAAGACUAUUACAUAAACUACGAAUGA